AUGGAGAUGACACCGGUUAAGUGCGAAGUAAACACCGGUGUAAGACGUCGUUUGUGUAAUGAAAACAAUGAAACUCGAGUUGUUAAAAAUGUCAAGAGAAGACGAAGAGAACCCAUUGUAGGUGUUACUAGUACCAGUACCAAUACCGAGUCGAAAGAACAACAACAGGUUGAUGGAUCUUCUGCUACUAGUACUACAACUACAACAAUCAAAAGAAGUUCGAGAUUUCGUGGUGUUAGUAGGCAUAGAUGGACUGGUAGAUUUGAAGCUCAUCUAUGGGAUAAAGGCUCCUGGAAUGUAACGCAAAAGAAGAAAGGAAAACAAGUUUAUCUUGGAGCAUAUGAUGAUGAAGAAUGCGCAGCAAGAGCUUACGAUUUAGCUGCACUCAAGUACUGGGGUCCGACGACUUUCACAAAUUUCCCGCUAACUGAUUAUGAGAAAGCGAUUCAAAUAAUGCAAAAUGUGACAAAGGAAGAGUACUUGGCCUCUUUGAGAAGGAAAAGCAGUGGUUUCUCAAGAGGAGUGUCAAAAUAUAGAGGUGUUGCAAGGCAUCAUCAUAAUGGGAGAUGGGAAGCAAGAAUAGGAAGGGUUUUUGGGAACAAGUAUCUUUACCUUGGUACUUACAGUACUCAAGAAGAGGCUGCACAUGCAUAUGAUAUUGCAGCAAUCGAAUAUCGAGGGAUUAACGCAGUAACAAAUUUCGAUUUGAGCACAUAUAUAAGGUGGCUAAGACCAGGGACUAAUGCACUAGUUCCUUGUCAAGAACAACAAUCCAACUCAGAACCGCAGACAUUCCCCAAAUCGUCCAUGUUAAUCCCAUCGAACAGUCUCACAGUAGACGAGUUUGGUUCACCUAGAAAUCAAGAAGCUCUUGGGAAAGAAAUUUCAGUCAGUUCUUGCAGUAACAGGUCAUCUUCGUCACCCACUGCACUAAGUCUGUUAUUACGGUCAUCGGUAUUCAGAGAACUUGUGGAGAGAAACUCUUAUGCAACCAACGACGAAACCGACGCGGAAGUAGCUAGACACCAAGCUCGGGUAGCAGGUGAAGAUGAAUUCAACAGGAUUCUUUGCCGCAGAAUCGCAGAUCUCCCAUAUGGGUGUCCUCCAUCAGAGGAUAUGCCUAGUAUCGAACUGCAACGACAAGGAGAGAGUGAGAGUGCCUCCCCAGUAUAUAAUCAGAGCGGACAAUCUCUUUGGAAUGGUAUGCUAACUAUGCCUCCUACACUGCACUGAGAUUAUGCCCUUAGGUGCACUAAAUCACCACAUAUGAAUGUAUCACCUCUACCGUUGCAUCAUUAAAUAAAUCUGAAGUUCUGAACUGAUUGGGCUUUAUGGACAGAAUCAAAUUUCAUGUGCUGGCUGCUCCAUG
Molecule: messenger RNA, 1369 nt
Organism: Papaver somniferum (opium poppy)
Lineage: Eukaryota; Viridiplantae; Streptophyta; Magnoliopsida; Ranunculales; Papaveraceae
Product: AP2-like ethylene-responsive transcription factor At1g79700
Exons: 5
Coding region: 1-1233 (410 amino acids)
Biological process (GO): regulation of DNA-templated transcription
Molecular function (GO): DNA binding; DNA-binding transcription factor activity
Source: RefSeq, a predicted model, not a curated record